UUACCCUAGCGGAGGAGAGAAACGAUUGCGGAUUGCAUUGGGGGCGACGAGUGCGUGCGUGCAGCCACAGGCGUCGGCACCAUGUCUUUCACCGGCACGCAGGACAAGUGCACGGCGUGCGACAAGACCGUCCAUUUCAUCGACCUCCUCACGGCCGACGGCGUCAUCUACCACAAGACAUGCUUCAAGUGCAGCCACUGCAAGGGGAUCCUCUCGAUGUGCAGCUACUCUUCCAUGGACGGUGUGCUGUACUGCAAGACCCACUUCGAGCAGCUCUUCAAGGAGACCGGGAGCUUCUCCAAGAAGUUCACGCCAGGUUGCAAGUCAGACAAGGGUGAACUGGCAAGGGCCCCAAGCAAGCUAUCGUCUGCAUUUUCUGGUACUCAGGAUAAGUGUGCAGCAUGCCAGAAAACAGUGUACCCGCUGGAGAAGUUAACUUUGGAAGGCGAGGCCUACCACAAGAGCUGCUUCAAGUGCUCACACGGGGGCUGCAUCCUGACCACCUCCUCCUACGCCGCGCUCAACGGCGUCUUGUACUGCAAGAUCCACUUCGGGCAGCUGUUCAUGGAGAAGGGGAGCUACAACCACAUGAAGAAGAAGAGCACGUCCCAGGAGGUGCUGCCGGACUUGGCUGCCGAGGAGCAACCUCCGCAACCAGCGGCACCGGAAGAUGAGAAAGGAGAGGACAACUAGGAGCAAGCGAUGAUCCAUAUAUAUCACGCAGACAGAAGUUUGCGUCUGCCAUUUUUCUUUACGACGCUUCUUUAUUCCCUCCUCUUUUCUUUUCUUAAUCUUUCUGUGAACUCGGUUUGUCAUCAAGCUGUAAGUGUACCAGAUGCCCUCGUUACGUCUGAGGCUCAUGACAAUGGCAAUUUUGGCAUGGAGCUGUGUUAGCCUCGCGGAAAAAUUGUAACUUUGUAAGCAGAACUCUACUACUUUGAAUAUACGAUCCUAACAAUGUUGUCCUUAUAA
Molecule: messenger RNA, 972 nt
Organism: Sorghum bicolor (sorghum)
Lineage: Eukaryota; Viridiplantae; Streptophyta; Magnoliopsida; Poales; Poaceae
Product: LIM domain-containing protein PLIM2c
Exons: 5
Coding region: 82-693 (203 amino acids)
Biological process (GO): actin filament bundle assembly
Cellular component (GO): plasma membrane; actin cytoskeleton
Molecular function (GO): actin filament binding
Source: RefSeq, a predicted model, not a curated record